Staurois parvus is the source of this 543-nucleotide messenger RNA. Lineage: Eukaryota; Metazoa; Chordata; Amphibia; Anura; Ranidae. The record is from the annotation of a GenBank genome assembly.
GACACCGGAUCACCAGGCGGAGCAGCAGGCACCGGGCCACCAGGCGGAGCAGCAGGCACCGGGCCACCAGGCGGAGCAGCAGGCACCGGGCCACCAGGCGGAGCAGCAGGCACCGGGCCACCAGGCAGAGGGGCGACAGGCAUCUGGCCCCCAGGAGGGGCGACGGGCAUCGGGCCCCCAGGAGGGGUGAUGGGCAUCGGGCCCCUAGGAGGGGUGACGGGCAUUGGGCCCCCAGGCGGGGCAGCAGGCGCCGAGCCCCGAGGAGGGGCAACAGGCAUCGGGCCCCCAGGCGGAGCGACAGGCAUCGGGCCCCCAGGCGGAGCGACAGGCAUCGGGCCCCCAGGUGGAGCGACAGGCAUCGGGCCCCCAGGCGGGGUGCCGGCCGCCAGGCCCUCAGGCGGAGAGGCAGGCACCGGGCCCCCGGGCGGGACAGCAGGCACCGGGCCCCCAGGAGGGACGGCAGGCACCGGACCCCCAGGUGAAGCGGCGGGCACCGGGUCAUCAGGCACGACAACGGGCAUCGGGCAGUGGGCACCGAGUCAC